GACGGGCGCCGGGCCGCAUGAACAAUAGGCGGCGGUCCCGGCCCCGCCGUCCGCCGCAGUGCCCGGCUGCCUCGGGCGCCUCCCCCUAUGGAGCAGCCUCGCCAUGGAGCCCCUCACCGAGCUCAGCCAGGAGGGCGCGGGCGGCGGGGAGCCGCCGGGCGGCGGGCCGCUCUGGACCGCCGUCUUCGAGUACGAGGCGUGCGGCGAGGACGAGCUGAGCCUGCGGCCGGGGGACGUGGUGCAGGUGCUGUCCCGGGACUCGCACGUGUCCGGCGACGAGGGCUGGUGGACGGGCAAGAUCGACCAGCGCGUCGGCAUCUUCCCCAGCAACUACGUGAGCAGCGGCGUGCCGGGAGGCGGCCCGGAGCUGCGCGCCCGAUACCCGCCGCCCCCCCUGAUACAAAUCCUGGAGAUCGACUUCUCAGAGCUUGUUCUGGAGGAAAUCAUUGGCAUAGGGGGCUUCGGAAAAGUCUAUCGAGCUGUGUGGAUAGGAGAUGAGGUUGCUGUCAAGGCAGCUCGCUAUGACCCUGAUGAGGACAUCAGCCAGACCAUUGAGAAUGUCCGCCAAGAGGCCAAGCUCUUUGCGAUGUUAAAACAUCCCAACAUCAUUGCCCUCAGGGGCGUGUGUUUAAAGGAACCUAAUCUUUGCUUGAUCAUGGAGUUUGCCCGUGGAGGAUCGCUAAAUAGAGUGUUGUCUGGUAAAAGGAUACCUCCUGACAUACUAGUGAACUGGGCAGUACAGAUUGCGAGGGGAAUGAACUACCUGCACGAGGAAGCGAUUGUUCCCAUAAUUCACCGUGACCUGAAGUCCAGCAACAUACUGAUACUCGAAAAGGUGGAAAAUGGAGAUCUGAGCAACAAGAUGUUGAAGAUCACGGAUUUCGGCUUGGCCAGGGAAUGGCAUAAAACUACCAAAAUGAGCGCAGCUGGAACAUAUGCCUGGAUGGCUCCUGAGGUCAUCCGCUCCUCCAUGUUCUCCAAAGGCAGCGAUGUUUGGAGUUAUGGUGUGCUGCUUUGGGAACUGCUAACAGGAGAAGUUCCAUUCCGAGGAAUUGAUGGUCUUGCGGUAGCAUACGGUGUUGCCAUGAAUAAACUUGCCCUUCCAAUCCCUUCCACAUGUCCAGAGCCUUUUGCCAAACUCAUGGAAGAUUGUUGGAACCCUGACCCACACUCUCGACCUUCCUUUGCCAGUAUCCUAGACCAUCUUACUGCCAUAGAAGAGUCUGGUUUCUUUGAAAUGCCCAAAGAUUCCUUCCACUCCCUGCAGGAAGACUGGAAACAAGAGAUCCAAGAGAUGUUUGAUCAGCUCAGAGCCAAAGAAAAGGAGCUGCGCACAUGGGAAGAAGAGCUGACUCGUGCUGCUGUUGAACAGAAGAAUCAUGAAGAGCUGUUGCGAAGGCGGGAACAGGAGCUGGCAGAACGUGAGAUUGACAUCCUGGAAAGGGAGCUCAACAUCAUCAUCCACCAACUGUGUCAGGAGAAGCCUCGGGUGAAGAAACGCAUGGGAAAGUUCAAGAGGAACCGGCUCAAGUUAAAAGAUGGCAAUCAUAUCAGCCUGCCUUCAGAUUUUCAGCAUAAAUUCACUGUGCAGGCUUCUCCAACGAUGGAUAAAAGGAAAAGCUUGAUCAGUAGCUGCUCCAGCCCUCCUGCAAGUCCUACCAUUAUUCCCAGACUCAGGGCCAUACAGUUGACUCCUGCUGAAAGCAGUAAAACGUGGGGGCGAAGCUCAGUCCUUCCAAAGGAGGAAGGAGAGGAAGAAGAGAAGAGAGGCCAAAAGAAAAAGGGACGCACCUGGGGACCAAGCUCAAUUUGUCACAAGGAGCUAGGUGCAGGAGAAGAUGGUCUGAAAGCUCUGGUAGAAGGAUACAAACAGUGGUCAUCCAGUGCACCGAACCUUGGGAAGAUCCAGAGAACUGCACCAGCUUUUCCAGGAUUCACCAGCUUAGCAGAGAUGGAUGAUGAAGACAGCGAAUGUCUUAAUGGAGAGGACAAAGUGCACCCUUCACCUGUGCACAAUCAGUCAUACCUCUGCAUCCCAUUUCAGAAGAAUGAAGACUGGGAUGGCCCUUCUAGUGAUGCCAAUGAGGAGUCCACCCCUGUAAACUCUGCUACUAGUACCCCACAGCUGACACCCACCAACAGCCUCAAACGUAGUGGCUCCCACCACAAGCGAUGUGAGGUUGCACUGCUUGGCUGUGGAGCAGUGCUGGCUGCUGCUGGCCUGGGUUUUGAUCUGUUAGAAGCAGGGAAGUGUCAGCUGCUGAUUGAGGAGGAGCCAGAGGUGCCCAAGGAAGAGAAGAAGAAGCGUGACAGCAUUUUUCAGCGAGCUGGACGCCCACGCAGGAGCACUAGUCCACCUUCCCGGAAGAUCUUCAAGAAGGAGGAUCCCAUGUUGUUGCUAGGCGAGCCAUCCACAUCCCUUACCCUUCUUUCCCUGUCCUCCAUUUCCGAAUGUAAUUCCACCCGGUCCCUGCUGCGCUCAGACAGUGAUGAGAUUGUGGUAUAUGAAAUGCCUGUCAGCCCAGUGACAGUCAAGGCUCCUUUGCCAGCCAUUACCAACCCACUAGUCAACGUCCAGAUCGAGAGGUUCAAACAAGACCCCAACCAGUCCCUGACUCCCACACAUGUGACAGUCUCUUCCCACACCCAGCAAAGCGGGCACAGGCGCACACCUUCUGAUGGGGCCAUCAAAGGGAGUGGACUAAUUGUCAACGGGUGCCCAACCAGUGGAUGCCCUUCCAGUAGCUGUUUAACUGGAGCACUGGGAGCAGGUGUAUUAAAAACACCUAGUCCAAGUAGAGAUCCCACUGAGGUCCCUCGCCUGCCAGACCCCAACCUUGUUUUUCCUCCAACCCCGAGACGAUGGAAUGCACAGCAGGAUCCCACACUGGAAAGACCCAAGACAUUGGAGUUCCUGCCCCGGCCACGUCCUGCAGCCAGUCGGCAGCGGCUUGAUCCCUGGUGGUUUGUGUCACCCAGCAAUGCCAAGGGUGAAUCUUCUGCCAAUAGUUCAAGUACUGAUACUCCAAGCAAUCUGGACUCUUGUUUUGCUAGUAGCAGUAGCACUGUAGAAGAGAGACCUGGACUGCCUGCGCUGCUUCCUUUCCAGGUGGGUCCUCCUGUAGAGGAGCGGACACUGUUGGACAUGGAUGCUGAGGGGCAGAGCCAGGACAGCACCAUUCCGCUAUGCAGAAGUGAACUUAACACACACAAAGCUGCAGCAUAUGAACUCAAGCAAGAAUUCUGGUCUUAAUAUGAAACCAAUGGGGACAGUGAGCCCCUCUAAAUUCAGUCCUACUUUUUGCACUGAGAAUGCACUUUGAAGACAGAUGAGAUGGAGGGAUGCUACAGAGAUCAUAUGGUGCUGCCUCUGCUGAAGAUGCAUUGUUGACUGCCUAAUUUUUGUCUGCAGUUGGGUGAAACUUGGCAACUCUGAGCUGCUGAUUUUUGCUGUGGGGUUUUUCUGUAGUCUUCCCUGCCCUCUUAUUGCAGUUUGAAUCUGCAAUGAGCUGAAAUUAUCAUAUCAAAGCCUUUUGUUACUGACCUUGUAGGAUUUGGCACUUGCAGUAAGUAUAUUGGUAUCUAUGCUGGUAUUAAUCAGUAUUUUCAAAACUCAAAUAUUACACAAUAGCAGACAUCAGUGUUUGAUGUUUUCCCAAGGAAUCCGGGACAGAAACAAUUAAUUAUCUAGAGAAUACCUUCUCUGAAAUAUAUUCAGAUCAUUAGACAGACCUGGGAAUCAUCAUACCCCCCACUGAAAGAGGAGAAGUAGCUGUCUUAAGGCUUGUUUGUCCUCUUUUGCUUAUCUGGUAGUGUAUGGUGGAACAGAUUGUAGGGGAAGGGCAUGGCAUCUCCACUGAUGGAGGUCUUUGAGAACAGGCGAACCAGAUGAAACAAGUAGGUGUUGUUGAUCCUGGCUUCAAGGUAGGUUGGAUGAACUUCAGUGGUAUCUUGAGGUCCCUCUCAGCCCUGUUUUUCUAUGACCCGGUGCUUUCAAGAAGAUGAAGGCUUAUGGUAUGGCUGUUUAUCUUGCUUUUUUAUUUCAAACUUUGGUUCCAUCUGUCCCUUUUUUCCUACCACCUGUUUCUCAGGCUAUAGUGAAGUUGCCUCAGCUUUGGGAAGGGAGUUAGCAGGAACUCCUUCUUUAAAGCUGUGUUGACUUCCAGAAGUAAAUUACAUGUUCCCAAAUUUAUCUUCCUGGUUUUUGUCCUUUCUUACACUUUUUAGGAGUGACCCAUGAAACCCAAGACUGUUCUUAUGCACACUGGUACUUGUUUAAGGCUAUUUUAAAAUGAGGCUUGUUAGUAGUUGGAUUGUGCAAACAGGAAUCAGAACAUCUGGAUUCUGUUUUAUUUUGUCACUGAUUCACUGUGUGACCCUAGGCAAAUAAUGUAACCUCUGUGCCUGAAUUUCCCCAUCUGUAAAUAAUAGGAAUAAUACCUACCUCACAAAGGGAGGGGUUGGGACAUAUGUAAUAGUCCUUUGAGAUCUUCGACUGAAAGGCCCUAUAGACAUGUAAAACUUUAUUCUUGUUCAGAUAUGUAAAAAACUAAAUCAAGAGCAAGAACAGAUCCCUGUCUUGAAGGAGGAAGUUACACGAAUAGUGUGUGCCUAUGCUCCCAGUUUUCUGUACAAAGACUUCAAACGUGUCUGUGCCACUACAGGUAUAACUUAGUGGCUGUAAUGAGAGCUUCACACUUCCCCAGGUUCAGCAUUGUAAAUAAGAGAUGUAGCCUUUAUAUCACUGUAAUAGGGUAGUCUGCUUUCUUGGAGGUUAAGCAUAUCUGUUCACUCUUUUUGUACAGAUCUGUGCUCAUUUUGAUAAUCUACUGACCAUUUGGUUGCAAAUAAUUUAUUUGACAGUGACACCAAUGCAGUGCUCAGCCUGUUGGGGCAGUCCAGUCCUGGUGUGAAAGCAACUAACCAAAUACUUCCUGCAGCUGUCAGCACAGAGAAGCUGUGUGUUUAGGUGUUUAUAAUCGGAUUUUAAAAACCAGCAUGUGAGGAAGAAGUGUACAUAAGGGUUUUUAGUUCUGUUUGAGGACUGAAACUAGCAUGUUGCCAUUAAUCAAGUGCACCUUUUUUUCAAGCGAUUACAGUAUGUUUUUGUGUAGAAAGGUCACAAAAUAAGAAAUAUUUCUUAUUUAUCACAUUCCAUGAAAAAUUUUUAAUGGCAGAAUUACUUUCUGCCACCCUCCCCAUUAAAUGCUCCAGAGCUAGCUUUAAUUGUGCUAUAUGAGGUGCUGAAGCUGGAUAGACUGUGUAGACAAGGUGUUGUGAUGUGGAACUAAGAUGCUUAAAAAAGAAAACUUACAUUUCUGACUGUUCUGUUAAAUGUAGAACUUUAGCGUUAUUGAUUUCUUAAGCAUUCAUAGUUUUACUUUCCAUUUCUGAAAAAUCAGUCUGUGAUCCAGAGACUAACAAAAAGGCAAAACCCAUCCAACAGAUGAUUAAUUUUGAUUGUGCUAUAAACGAAGCUCAAGGAAAUGUCAGUGAGAGCCUGUGUCAGAGGGACUAAAGUGAAAGGGAUUAAAACAGUCCCUUAUUCAAAGUCUGCCUUACCAUAUUAAAAAGUCCGAAACAAAACAAGAUCAGCUGUUCUGAAAUGUAAUGUUUUCUAUCCAAAAAGUAUCAUUAUAAAUGUCAUAGGGAGUAUCAUAUGCUCUGCAAAGGCAUCCCCUGGAAUAGCCCCAUUUGAACAGAAAUCUUUAAAAUCCAUUUACUUGCACGAAAUGGGAGGCCACCUUUUUAGGUCAUAUUGUUUUAACUCAGCCUGCUAAACUUUCUGAUAGUUGGCCAGUAAGUUCACCAAGUAAACUCUAAGGUUUCAGUCAAGUUCCUAUCAGUCAAGACAGCUGGAAAGGCAAGUUGUUCUGUCACCUCUUUUGCUUAAGAAAGUUGAGGAUGACUUAUCAAACCCUCCUUGCCACUCUCUCCCUUUUAGAUAAUUACUUGGUGAAAGUGGUGUGUAGCUGAACGAUGAGAAGUAUUUUACUCCAAAGAGCAUCUUCACUAAUACCAAAUGGACCCUUCUUUGAUGCAAUUAUCUUCAUUGAAUCUAGUAUGUGAAUUAGCCACAGGUGGUCUUUGAGUAUCAACCCAUAAGCUGUCCUCUGGUGACUAACCUGAGGUAUCAGGCAAGAGAAGACUGUUGUGGAACCAAGAUUAUUGACUUUAGUAGGUGGUGGGGUAUUCUCUGACAGGCAGAGGGAGCUCUCAAGGCAAAGAGCUGUUUUAUCUUAUGAAUCCCAAAACCUCUCCCUAUAUCCAUCUGUCCCAUCCUGGCUUGAAUUCUCUUCUUUCUUAAUCUGUUGGUGUUUUUCCUUCCCACUUGUGUGAGGUGAGGUGUUCACAUCUCCAAAGGAAUGCUCCACUGUAGUCCCCUAGAUAGUGAGAAGAUGUGAGCCUUUCAGCUCACAAAUCUUUUUUUCCUACUGGCUACUAUUAUUCCCAUUUUUCAGGGAGAUAAAAGUUUCAGAAUAUUGUUCAUUGACAUACUUUUCUAAGAGUAUUCCUGAGGAAAAUAGUGAAAAUAUUACUUUAAAAAAUUCUAAUAAGUGUAUUGUUUCCUAAGUAGCUGAAUAAGUUGCACUUUUUUUUUCUGAGAAAAUGAGAAAAAGAUAACAUGAGAGCACAAAAUCACUGAGCAGUCUAAAACAUAAUGACAAAAGAAUGGAGUAAAGUGUGUCUAAUUACAGGCCUUACAAGGAGGAAGGCACAGUUUUUUAACUCAUAGUAGUAGUGAGAUUGUACCUGAGAGAAAUGUUUGUGGUCUAGAAAUAUAUUUGUGCUUUUUUUUAGUCAGCUGGCACUAUGUAUCACUAAUUUAUGUAAUUGAUAUGCUGAUUUAGGAAAUAUAAAAAAGUUUGUUGGCCCUUCAAAAUAUGCUAUCCUUGUAGCCUGUUUGGUUUUCCUGUAAAACUGGGGGGAAAGCACAGACAUAGCAACCAGUGCAAAAAAAAAGAUGAAUUUUUUUAUAAAUUUCUACUGGUUUUACAGAAAUUCAGUGUGGGACAAGUAGAGAGAAGAAAGCUUUUGUGUCAAAACCAAGGUGAUUAAAUAGUUAUGGAUUUUUUUCUAAUACUGUUGCUUCUUAUGGACUGCACAGUGCUGUGUUUUACCAGCAAGCAGGUCUUGAUCUCCUUUCAGUCCUUUUCAGAGGUGCAGAUGUAACCUUUUAUAGGUAUUUUCUUUCCAGAUUAGUAUUGCAGUGGGUUGAUAUUCAUUAUGAGGCAGGGAACCUCAGUGAAAAUACUCUUUUUGUAAUUGUUUUCUAACAAAAUUAGUAUUUUUAAAGUGAAUAUUUCAUUGUUGAUGUGGAAAGACCUGUUCUGGCUUGGCAUGUUUUUAUGAUGAAGUAUUUUUCUGUACCUCUAGGAAUGGGAGUAGUUGCCUUCCUCUUCAUAGCAUGCUGUUAUCUUAAGACUUUGUGGACAAUACUGCAUAGAGAUGUUGCUUCGAUAUGUCAUGAAACUGGAU
Messenger RNA from Corapipo altera (White-ruffed manakin), 7479 nucleotides. It is a transcript of the gene MAP3K9, whose product is annotated as mitogen-activated protein kinase kinase kinase 9. NCBI's taxonomy places the organism in Eukaryota, Metazoa, Chordata, Aves, Passeriformes, Pipridae. Gene Ontology annotation, biological process: protein phosphorylation. The transcript is spliced from 12 exons. The record is from RefSeq and is a predicted model, not a curated record. Bases 104 to 3253 code for a protein of 1049 amino acids. Gene Ontology annotation, molecular function: JUN kinase kinase kinase activity; protein binding; ATP binding.